GCCACUGACGUCCGGUUGACUGGGAGACGGCGGUACCGGACGCCUCGAGGGACCUGUUGCUUAAUAACGCGUUUUUUUUGCGGGGGGUUAUCCCUGAAGUGUCUUUCGACCAACUCUGUUCCAGGCCUGUCCGCGGCUGACCAUGGCUUCCGGUCACACCGUGCUGAUGCGGUUGGUAGCCUCCGCAUAUUCCAUAGCUCAGAAGGCAGGAACCAUCGUCAGACGUGUGAUCGCCGAAGGGGACCUGGGAAUCGUGGAGAAGACCAGUCCAACGGACCUGCAGACCAAAGCCGACCGACUGGCGCAAAUGAGCAUCUGUUCCUCCUUGGCCCGGAAAUUCCCCAAACUAACAAUCAUAGGGGAAGAGGACCUGCCUUCGGAGGACGUGGAUCAGGAGCUGAUUGAAGACGGCCAGUGGGAAGAAAUACUCAGGAAGCCAUGCCCGGCCCAGUACAGCGCGAUCAAAGAGGAAGAUCUCGUGGUCUGGGUCGAUCCUCUGGAUGGCACCAAGGAGUACACGGAAGGUCUUCUUGACAAUGUAACAGUUCUUAUUGGAAUUGCUUAUGAAGGGAAAGCCAUAGCAGGAGUUAUUAACCAGCCAUAUUACAACUACCAGGCAGGCCCGGGCGCUGCGCUGGGAAGGACAAUCUGGGGCGUUCUAGGUUUGGGUGCUUUUGGGUUCCAGCUGAAAGAAGUGCCCGCUGGGAAGCACAUCAUCACCACCACCCGAUCCCACAGCAACAAGCUGGUCACCGACUGCGUCACUGCCAUGAACCCCGACGACGUGCUGCGCGUGGGCGGGGCAGGAAAUAAGAUCAUUCAGCUGAUUGAAGGCAAAGCCUCCGCUUAUGUGUUUGCAAGUCCUGGCUGUAAGAAGUGGGACACUUGUGCUCCGGAAGUCAUUCUACACGCCUUGGGAGGCAAGUUAACCGACGUCCAUGGCAAUGCCCUUCAGUACGACAAGGAAGUGAAGCACAUGAACUCCGCCGGGGUCCUGGCCUCGCUGAGGAACCAUGACUACUAUGCCAGCCGCGUUCCCGAAUCUGUUAAAAACGCGCUUGUUCCUUAAGGCACGUCUCGUUGCCUUAGCUAGGGGGACAGCUGCGGAGGAGAGGGAGGAGAGAGGACUGCGUUCCCGAAGUCUCAGCCUUGGAUGAGGAUGUCCUGGAAGUUGAUCCUGACGCUAAGGAAAUGCUGACACCCUUGGACUUGGGCAGUCUGUCCAGCCUGCAGGUCAUUCAGCCGACCAUUAGGAUGAAUUUCAAGACACCACGUGGAGCCGUUGGACUCUGUCUGCUGUGCUGCAAUAUUAUCAAUAAAUCACAGACAACCUAAAAACAUGCACUCAUUCUUUAAGGGAACAUUUCAUUUACUUAGCUAGGAGAAGGACUUGCUUCUCAAAAUCAUACAGUUUAAGACUCAUUGGGUGUAAUCAGAGCUCCACCUUUAUUCUGCAUUGAUCAGUGAUCUGUUUUAGGAGUAGACAAUAGGUUUUAAGAACUUGAUGAUUAAUUCAUCAACCAGACCAAUUUUAGCAUCUGGAGAAUCUAUAAAGUCUGUCUGUGACAUUUCUGUCCCUCCUUUUAUUGGGAGAAGUAAAAGAGAAGUUUAGUUCCAAUUGACUAUCCUUGUCAGUUGUUUAAUCAACAUUCCUAUUGUAUGAACCAGAUUUUUUUAGGGCACAGAAGCACAAGUUGUUACCUGAAUCUCAUUCUUGUUUUCACAGUAAUUUUUAAAAUUUUCCAGUUACGAAUAUACUAAAAUAUUAUGUGUGUUGAUGAAACAGAUUUAUGGAAAAAAUGGCUUCUUUAUAAUAAAUUAUUUCAUUCUAACUGGUCUCUGUCCAGUGCUUUUAUUAUUUUUUUAAAUUUAAAUUACAGUUGACAUACAAUUUUAUUUUAGUUUCAGAUGUACAACAUAGUGAUUAGACAUUUAUAUAACUUAGAAAA
Messenger RNA from Eptesicus fuscus (big brown bat), 1949 nucleotides. RefSeq names its product 3'(2'), 5'-bisphosphate nucleotidase 1 (gene BPNT1). Gene Ontology annotation, biological process: phosphatidylinositol phosphate biosynthetic process. The transcript is spliced from 9 exons. Bases 143 to 1069 code for a protein of 308 amino acids. The record is from RefSeq and is a predicted model, not a curated record. NCBI's taxonomy places the organism in Eukaryota, Metazoa, Chordata, Mammalia, Chiroptera, Vespertilionidae. Gene Ontology annotation, molecular function: 3'(2'),5'-bisphosphate nucleotidase activity.